Sceloporus undulatus (fence lizard) is the source of this 1037-nucleotide messenger RNA. It is a transcript of the gene MRPL11, whose product is annotated as mitochondrial ribosomal protein L11. The transcript is spliced from 6 exons. Gene Ontology annotation, cellular component: ribosome; mitochondrial large ribosomal subunit. Lineage: Eukaryota; Metazoa; Chordata; Lepidosauria; Squamata; Phrynosomatidae. Bases 181 to 762 code for a protein of 193 amino acids. Gene Ontology annotation, biological process: translation. Gene Ontology annotation, molecular function: large ribosomal subunit rRNA binding; structural constituent of ribosome. The record is from RefSeq and is a predicted model, not a curated record.
CAUCGCGCGCGACCUUUGACCCCUUGUGACCCAAUAUGGCGGCGCCCAUGAAGAUAGAGUUUUGAAAGGAAAGGAAUAUAUCUGUUAUAUUCAGAGGGAGCCUUGUUCGUUAUAAUACAACGAAAUAAAGCCCUAAGUCCAUAUAAAAGAGUGGAAGGUUUCCCUGGAGCCUGAAUCGCCAUGUCAAAGAUCUCUCGCGCUGCCAAAGUGGUACAAAAGGUGGAUCCUGGCAAUGUCAUCCGGACGAUCAUCCGAGCUGGACAGGCUGUUCCAGGACCACCUUUAGGACCUGCCCUUGGACAGAGAGGCAUUGCAAUUGGACAAUUUUGCAAGGACUUCAAUGAGCGCACAAAGGACAUCAAGGAGGGAAUCCCACUGCCCACGCGCAUCACAGUGCGGCCUGACCGAACGUAUGAGAUCCAGAUAAACAAGCCAACAGUCAGCUAUUUUCUGCUAUCAGCAGCUGGGAUUGAAAAAGGAGCAUCGAAUCCUGGGCACGAGGUGGCUGGGAUGGUGACUCUGAAGCACCUGUACGAAAUCGCCCUGGUGAAGUCUCAGGACCCGUGCUUCACGCUUCGUGACAUGCCGCUUGAGCAAGUCGUCAAGUCGCUUAUCGGAAGCGCCCGGUCGCUGGGCAUCAAAGUGGUGAAAGAUCUCAAUGCAGAGGAAUAUGGCACUUUCCUGAAGCAGCGUGAAGAGGUGUUGGCAGCGGAGGCUGCUGCAAGAGAGGCUGAGCUGGCAGCUGCUGGGAAGAAGAAAUGAGUCCCUCAGAUCCCUGGAAGACACAGGCUGCUGAUGGUCUCAGCUUGUCUCAACUUGUUGCCACUGCCUGGGAUUCAGAAAUUGAAGUCUGCUCAAUAUCUGGCUUGGCAGUGUCCUGCUGCAGAAGAUGGAGAGGCAGAAAAGAGGAUUUGCACAAAGGGAAAAAAUCUGAAACAGCCAAAUUCUGGAUUAUGGACUGCCUCAAAUGUUAGAUCUUGAGAAUGAUUAUUGCUGAUUUGUCCCUUUUAAUUAAAAGGGUUAUAUUUAUCAAUGCA